This is a messenger RNA of Penicillium daleae, 837 nucleotides long. RefSeq lists its product as uncharacterized. The record is from RefSeq and is a predicted model, not a curated record. The transcript is spliced from 4 exons. The coding region runs from base 1 to 837 and encodes 278 amino acids. Gene Ontology annotation, cellular component: nucleus. Lineage: Eukaryota; Fungi; Ascomycota; Eurotiomycetes; Eurotiales; Aspergillaceae. Gene Ontology annotation, biological process: intracellular iron ion homeostasis; intracellular copper ion homeostasis; positive regulation of transcription by RNA polymerase II. Gene Ontology annotation, molecular function: DNA-binding transcription factor activity, RNA polymerase II-specific; RNA polymerase II cis-regulatory region sequence-specific DNA binding; copper ion binding.
AUGCUCAUCGACGGUCAGAAGUGGGCUUGCGAAGCUUGCAUUCGAGGUCACCGAGUGACUAGUUGCAAACAUCAUGAUCGACCGUUGAUCCGCAUCAAGCGCAAGGGCCGCCCCUUCGCAACCUGCUUAAUUUGCAACGCCACGCCCUGUGAAGCCCCAACGGAACACGCGCGACUCAAGCGCGAAGCGGAGCUCAAAUCUCCAUCAUCAAAAAAAGCAACCCAUGCCAGACUAUACCCGCGCCACCACGGCUCAAGCGGCUUCCUCCCCAUCGCGCCUCGACCCUCGGGCAGUAGCAGUAGUGCUAAAGAUACGUCCGGCGCUUCCUCGUCGGCGCGUGCCUCGCGCUCCGGGUCGACCUCUGCGGCUUCCGUGUCGUCGUCCCAGACCCCCGUUCGCGGUUCGCAUUCCUCCUCGCGCCGCACCAAGGUCCGUGGCAGUGUGGGGCUUUCCGUCUCGGCCGGACCUAGUCGUGUUGGAUCGAGCCAGAGUCUUUCGCGCUCGGGGCCCGACACCCUGAGACCAGACCCGGCAUUGUGUGAAGAUAUGUUUGACCCGAUGUAUUCCCUCGCUCCGGCGUCUUCGUCCGUGUCCGCGGCUGGUCUGGUACAGAAUGUGCCAAUGAUCAGCCCGUUGGACGGUGCCAAUCCCUUUGACUUCCCGCUGGAUCCAGCGCUGACACUGGAUGACGGAGCCUUGGAAUAUCUGGAUGAUAUGGAUUUCACUGAGGGGUUGACAGAUGAGGUAUUCCAUGUGGAGGAUUGGUCAAGGUAUAUGUGGUCGCCAGAGACUGGAUUCGAGCAAUUAAACACGGGCUAUCCUACCGCGUCUCAAUAA